This is a messenger RNA of Protopolystoma xenopodis, 249 nucleotides long. Lineage: Eukaryota; Metazoa; Platyhelminthes; Monogenea; Polystomatidea; Polystomatidae. The record is from the annotation of a GenBank genome assembly.
AUGCAGUUCACCAAAGCUGUCUUCAUGGACAUCGACUGUAUCAUCCACAUUCCAGUUGCCUACCAGUGCCACGCCAGCUAUUGGAAUAUCGAGACCUGUUGCCGUGACAACAAUCUCACGGAGCCUUGCUUACGCUUCUGCCAAGCCGAUGUCUCGCCGCAGGACAUUCGUGGUGAUGACUUCUUCUGCUUGGAGGAGGCCAUGCAAACGAUUAGCAUGUGCAUUGGAAAGUUGUCGGGUAAUUCGUAA